UCAUGACAGCAGGUUGGUGUGGGAGGAGACAGACAGGAAUAUAAAGAGUCUGUCUCAGAGUUCAGCCAACACACCUCCACUGAACAGUCUUGAGUACACACACUGCCAGGGCUCCUGCAUAUACAAGGAAUUAUGGCGAAGCGUGUUGCAGUUAUUCUCUCAGGCUGUGGCGUCUAUGAUGGCUCAGAGAUCCACGAGGCUUCCGCUAUUCUUGUCCACCUGAGUAGAGCUGGAGCAAAAGUGCAGAUGUUUGCUCCAGACACAGAUCAGAUGCAUGUUGUAAAUCACUGUGAUGGGAAACCGACAGAGGAGAAAAGAAACGUCCUGCAGGAAAGUGCCCGUAUCGCCAGGGGUGAAGUGACUGAUCUGGCCAAGUUAGACGUGUCAGCAUUUGAUGCCGCCAUCAUCCCAGGGGGAUUUGGUGUGGCGAAGAACCUGAGUGACUUUGCAGUGAAGAAUAAGGACUUCACCAUCCAGCCACAUCUGGAGAAGCUCCUUAAGGCUUUCCACAAGGCUGGAAAGCCCAUGGGAAUGUGCUGCGUCUCCCCCAUUCUCGCUGCCAAAAUCGUACCUGGCUGUGAGCUCACAGUAGGACAUGACAAAGAGUGUGAGAAGUGGCCAUAUGCUAAUACAGCGGGUGUUUUCAAGGAGAUGGGCUGCAAACAUGUGAUCAAGGAUGUGGAGGAAGCUCAUGUUGAUGUGAAAAAUAAGCUGGUCACCACUUCUGCCUUCAUGUGCAACGCCCCUAUGCAUAAAGUUUUUGAUGGAAUAGGUGUCAUGGUUACAGAGACACUGAAACUGGCUUAAGAAGUCUCUACAUUCUGGAUAUUUGUUUUUAUUUACAGAAAAAUCAAUUGUUUUGUGAUUAUCUACACCAGCAUUAUUUGAUAUUAACUUGUUGCACUUAUCUGUAAGAAUUCAUUUGUUACAUCUUGUUAUUAUCAAUGUGUGGUUUUGACAUUUUCAAUAAAACUACUAUACAAAUUAUAA
Molecule: messenger RNA, 990 nt
Organism: Lates calcarifer (barramundi perch)
Lineage: Eukaryota; Metazoa; Chordata; Actinopteri; Centropomidae
Exons: 5
Coding region: 133-807 (224 amino acids)
Source: RefSeq, a predicted model, not a curated record